AUGAGGAAGGGGCUUAUUAGUAAAAUAUGGGUGAAGGUUCUUGUUCAACCCUCCAACAGAAGAUCUUACCCCAUGAUGGGUUAUGCAAAUGCCGGAGCAAUCACCCAGGAAGACAUAAAAAAUGCACCCGUCAUCGUAGGAGUCAAGCAAAUCCCCAUCGACUGUUUGCUACCCAACAAGACCUAUUGUUUCUUCUCCCACACAAUCAAGGCUCAGGAAGCCAACAUGCCUUUGCUGGACGCAAUGUUGGAAAAGAAUAUCCGACUGGUUGACAACGAGAAAAUGGUGGAUGCAAACGGCCUGCGUGUUGUGGCUUUCAGCAAGUACGCUUGUGUGGCCGGCAUGAUCAAUAUUCUUCACGAUCUAGGUCUACGACUCUUGGCCCUCGGACACCACACCCCGUUCAUGGUGAGGAUUAGCAUUUUAAAGAUUCGCAGGUUUUGUUUGUGCCAUUUGUUCAAAAACUUGUUCCUUUUUUCUCUCUCUCUCUACAAACUGGUGGCCGAUCACGGAGCCACGAACAAAAUUUACGCCUGCGAAGUCAGCCGGCGCGAUCAUCUCAUUGGCAUUAAUGGCGGGUCUUUUGACGCCAAAGAGUACGACGAAUAUCCCAGCCGUUACAUCUCCGUCUUUAGCAAAAAUGUGAAAAACCAACCGUCCCAGUCGUUCAACAACAACAACUAA
Messenger RNA from Daphnia pulex (common water flea), 684 nucleotides. RefSeq names its product alpha-aminoadipic semialdehyde synthase, mitochondrial-like. Gene Ontology annotation, cellular component: cytoplasm. The transcript is spliced from 4 exons. The record is from RefSeq and is a predicted model, not a curated record. Gene Ontology annotation, molecular function: saccharopine dehydrogenase activity. NCBI's taxonomy places the organism in Eukaryota, Metazoa, Arthropoda, Branchiopoda, Diplostraca, Daphniidae. The coding region runs from base 1 to 684 and encodes 227 amino acids.